Messenger RNA from Propithecus coquereli (Coquerel's sifaka), 1576 nucleotides. It is a transcript of the gene MFNG, whose product is annotated as MFNG O-fucosylpeptide 3-beta-N-acetylglucosaminyltransferase. Gene Ontology annotation, molecular function: O-fucosylpeptide 3-beta-N-acetylglucosaminyltransferase activity. Gene Ontology annotation, cellular component: Golgi membrane. The record is from RefSeq and is a predicted model, not a curated record. Gene Ontology annotation, biological process: pattern specification process; regulation of Notch signaling pathway. The coding region runs from base 204 to 1169 and encodes 321 amino acids. Lineage: Eukaryota; Metazoa; Chordata; Mammalia; Primates; Indriidae. The transcript is spliced from 8 exons.
CAGGGCGGCGAGCAGGUGGAGGGCUGGCGGCGGGCUGCCAUGGCUCAGCCUCCGGGGCCAGAGCCCCAGCUCCCACCUCUGCCCUCCCGGCCGGCCCCCGAUGCCCGCCAGACUUUUGCCUCUGCCGGGGCUCCCGUCUGACCAGCGUUUCCUCCCUGUCCGGUUGGGAUUUGGGGGCCGAGCUGUCUGGGGUCCCAGGGCCAAUGCAGUGCCGGCUCCUGCGGGGCCUGGCUGGAGCCCUGCUCACCCUCCUGUGCAUGGGGCUCCUGUCCCUACGGUACCACAUAAGCCUGUCCCCCCAGAGGGUGCCGGAGACCCCAGAGCUGAGCCAGCCGAGCUCUGGGUCCCAGGAGCUGCAGCUGCAGGAUGUCUUCAUUGCCGUCAAGACGACCCGGGCCUUCCACCGCUUGCGCCUGGAGCUGCUGCUUGACACGUGGGUCUCCAGGACCAGGGAACAGACGUUCGUCUUCACCGACAGCCCAGACGAAGGCCUGCAGGAGAGACUGGGGUCCCACCUUGUGGUCACCAACUGCUCUGCGGAGCAUAGCCACCCAGCUCUGUCCUGCAAGAUGGCUGCGGAGUUCGAUACCUUCUUGGCCAGUGGGCUUAGGUGGUUCUGCCACGUGGACGAUGACAACUAUGUCAACCCGAGGGCACUGCUGCAGCUGCUGAAAGCCUUCCCGCCGACCCGCGACGUCUACGUGGGCCGGCCCAGCCUGAACCGGCCCAUCCACGCGGUGGAGCCCCAGCCCCGCAACCGCACGAGGCUGGUACAGUUCUGGUUCGCCACCGGGGGUGCCGGCUUCUGCAUCAACCGCAAACUGGCUUUGAAGAUGGCCCCGUGGGCCAGUGGCUCCCGUUUUGUGGACACGUCUGCUCUCAUCCGGCUGCCCGAUGACUGCACCGUGGGCUACAUCGUCGAGUGCAAGCUGGGCGGCCACCUGCAGCCCAGCCCCCUCUUCCACUCCCACCUGGAGACUCUGCAGCUGCUGAGAGCGGCCGAGCUCCCAGAGCAGGUCACCCUCAGCUACGGUGUCUUUGAGGGGAAACUCAACGUCAUUAAGCUCCAGGGCCCCUUCUCCCCUGAGGAGGACCCCUCCAGGUUUCGCUCCCUCCAUUGCCUUCUCUACCCAGACACACCCUGGUGUCCACAGCUGGCUGCCCGAUGAACCCUGAACUGCUGGGCCAAUGUUGGGCUGAGGCUUCUGACUCUUCCCCACCUCCUCAGGCAGCACUGAGGGCCCCUGCAAAGUGCCCUGUGGUAGGCAGUCCCCGCAGGGCCUCUGGGUGGUGGGCGAGCCCAGGAUCUGGGUGGUAGCUGGCACUGAAGGCAUCCCAGGCCCCCGGGAGGUGAGUCGAACAGCCCACGGGACCAGGUGGACCAGGGGAUGGUCAGAGGGAACUAAGCAAAGCCCAUAGGGCCGUUUCGGGGAAAGGUUUUGCAGCUCUAUACCCCAUCUUCCUGCUGUGAAUGUGGAUGUGAUGGCUGGAUCCCGGGCAGCCACCUUGCUGCUGUGAAGAAAAGCCAAGACAAUCAUCUAUAGCUAUCCCCUCCAGCAUCUGGUUCUGUAAGAAA